Brassica napus (rape) is the source of this 2579-nucleotide messenger RNA. RefSeq lists its product as uncharacterized. NCBI's taxonomy places the organism in Eukaryota, Viridiplantae, Streptophyta, Magnoliopsida, Brassicales, Brassicaceae. Gene Ontology annotation, cellular component: Fanconi anaemia nuclear complex. The transcript has 9 exons. The record is from RefSeq and is a predicted model, not a curated record. Gene Ontology annotation, biological process: interstrand cross-link repair. The coding region runs from base 1143 to 2330 and encodes 395 amino acids.
AAAAAAAAAACAACAUAAAUCAAAGGCAUAGAAGAUAUAAGUCAUAGGAAAAAAAGCAUAGAGGAGAUCGAAACUUCCUACUCCGCUUGAACACGGUGGUCAUCAGAUCUCCGGGUUUCACUAGCUCAGGUUGUCCAAUCCCAAGCCGUACCGUCACCAUCAACCAGAGACCACACACUGGAGGAGCCCCGCGGCCAUAAAACGUGUUGAAGACGACUUUUAACAUUAACCGUCGUUCACUGAUAGAAAUGUUCUUCGCUUCAUAGGUCUGAUGCUUCACAUAUCUAAAUCCCCACAAGCAGAUAAGCGAGCUAGGAUUACAGACCGACGAGAAACAAGUUACUAGAAACCGCUAUCUCGGAAAACAGAUCCGCCGACACCAAAACCCUCACGACAAUCGGAGAUUGAUCUGAGCCCCGAUGAUUAACUAGCAGAAGUCAGUGGUCUCACUAUCGUCCUCAAAACAGCGAGCACACACGAGUAACCGACGAACGAACAGAUCUUAUAGCUGUCUGUCGUGAAGACACAUGCAUGCCCGGUUCGCCACAUGGAGAGAGAUACCGCCAUGACUCUCCAGAAAGUUAGCUAAUACGUCAAGUAAAGCAUAUUCCGAGUGAGGGUGACCCUAGCAACUAAAAUAGAGGCACCAUAUAUAUGUCGUUCAAUCUCCACCCACAGUGACCAUGAGAUUUUUAAUUAGAGAGAAUUAGAAGAGGGACUCGUGUUAUUCAAACGCGACUCAAAAGUUUUUUUAAGAUUUAAUGAUUAAAAUUUAAGGUCCAAUAAAUAUUAUUUUUAAUUUUUGUUUUUCUUAUGUGAUACUAUAUAUCAUUGGUGAUAAAAUGUAGAUUACUAAUAGCAAUAGGAUUUGUCCAUAUCAACCGAAAUGUUGCACCGACUUGGUUCACGGGUGCUAUUAAAACAUCGUGUAGUUCUCAAAACAUGAAAACGUCACAAAGUUCUUCCAUGGAAAACCAAAAGGUUCAGAAUACAGAAUCGUCUCUUCCCUCUCUAGGGCACGAAAGCGCGGGAAGCCAAAACAAAAAAUCUCAGUGAUUCACCGAUCAUGCUGCACUGCAGGCAGAUCCCUCUAAUCGCUUAUUAGGGUUCAUCUCGUUCGAAUCGAAUUAGAAAAAGAGGAAAUGGUCUGGAAUUACCCAGAAAUUUCCAAGGAAGAUUUCACGAAGCUACUGAAAGGGUUUGUAGAUUUGCUCAUCCUCGCAUCUGGGUUUCAAUCUUCUGGCGUUCCCGCUCACUGGGACGCCGAGAAUUGCAGGAAAGCUCUUCAAUGGGGUCUCUUCUUCGAAAACAUGUUAAGAAGCAUAAAUAGUUCAGAGACAUUUGGGGAAUCUGCGAGAGAGGUUGAGGAAGCUAUCUCCGAGAUGCAAUCUAACCCCUUGUUCCCAAAGGUGGCUUCUGACUUGCAGGGUAUGGAGAAUCUGUCGUCAGAUACUCUCUCAAAGGGAAGAGAGUUUGUGUUAGAGCACUUGAUGAAUAACUCAACGUUGAAGGAUACGCAACUCCAAGCUGUUCUGGUUGCAGCUGUGGAAUCCGGCAUUAUCGACGUAAUUGAUGGGAAGCUCAGUGAGAGGCAAGCUGUUGUGUCACGUGUAUCAGCGCUUGAGACUGGUUUGAAUAUCCUUUCCAAACAAGACAAGGAUACAACUUUGUUGGGUGGAGGACAACAGCCUAUUGAGCUUGUAACAUGGAACAAAUGGCAAUCGAAAGGUCUGUCUUAUUUUCUGCGUAAGAGAACUUUGAGAUUGGUAUCGGGAGCCAGCUUGAUAUUUUCUGCACCGAGAGCUCAGUGGGCAGAGGUGUUGAGAAGGCUGCACGUUUCAGCUGAGAACAAAGAGGAUAUAUUCGUCGAAAAGAUUGAGCUAUUGUUACUAGGAUGCGUAACGAGCAGAUGGACUCAUUUAAUCGAAGGUAUCAUGUCAGUUUCUUACAAAUCUGUCACCGUGUCCGAACAAUACGAGGAGUUACGUAACCUGCUUCUUCAAAGAUCUAAAGGUUUAAAACAGAAUGAGAUCGCUUUGACUUCAAAGGUUGAAGAGAUUCUUGAGCAUCUAACAGAUAUAUUAAAGAAUCGUUCUCAUCACCUCUGGAAAUUGCCUUCUGCCCUUAUCGCAGCUGCAAUUCCACCAUGGUCACCAUUGUUUGGUUUGUAUUUUGGCGAAAUAGAGAAACAGUUGAAACUAGACCUCUCAGCAACAAGAUGUUGUAGCUGCGAUAAAGAUCUAAACGAGCAUAAGGACUGUGAGCUUGCGGAGAGAGUUUGGUGCUUGUACGUAUUCCAUAUUGUCUGCAGAUGCCACCAAACAAUUUAAUGGGUCUUAAACCAUACAAGAAGAUCAGUUCAUUAAGAUCAUAUUGAUGCAGAUAUUUUUUGUGCCUUAGCUUGUAGAUGAAAACAAAAAAACAAAAUAGAUAUGUCUGCCUUCAAUUUCAGUCACCAUCUCUUCAGUAAAUGGAUAAGUAACAGGAAUGAAUCGUUUUUUUUUUUGUAAUUGAAGAUAUUUCCUUUGCUUUGAUUAUUGGUUCUUAUGAAAUUGAAUUCUCUUUGCUGUUGUUGUUAA